Lolium perenne is the source of this 2657-nucleotide messenger RNA. The record is from RefSeq and is a predicted model, not a curated record. NCBI's taxonomy places the organism in Eukaryota, Viridiplantae, Streptophyta, Magnoliopsida, Poales, Poaceae.
AUGGGGAUCAUGCGAGAAGAUCCCCUUCUUUUACUCCAAAAAUCCCCACCAAAAAAUCCUCCCCUUUCUUCCCCAAAUCUCUGUCAAAAUCGGGUUCCAUUUCUGCGCCGGUCGCCGUCCUUGCUCAGCUUCCUGUGCGCGCCGUACGCCGCAGCGUUUUUCCGCCCGGCCGACCGCCUCGGUCGCCGCGUGCGUGCCGCUCACCACCGCAUCGCGCGCCCGCUCCUGCCUCGCCUCGGGCCGGCCGCCGCGCCAGGCCACACGCCCGCGCGCGCAUGCAGCGCCGACCGCACCCGCCCCUGCCUCGCUCGCCGCGCCUCCUUUCCCGCCUCCCGCUCGCAAGCAGUAGCUGCAGCUGCGCGCGCCCAAGCCAGCAACCGCCCCGCUUCUUUUUCCCUUGCAUGCAGGUGCAAACGCCACACCAAGCCGCGCGCCAGCAGCGCAGCAGCUACUGCAGUGGCACAGCAGGCCAGGCUACUUUCAACUCCACGCUGCAUCUCCACAAAACCAACCAGUUCCUUGUUUCUUUUUUUUAAUCGAGCACAUCUCUUUGAUCAAACAGCAGUUCAGCAGCAGCAGUGCACGGGCGCACUCUUUUGUCCAGAUUUUUGUCCCGUGUUUUGGCCAGUCGCCACGUGCUCGACAAAAUACCCGCAUGAUUUUGGCCUCCGUUCUUUCCGCCGACCGUGUCUGUUUAUUCCUAUCCGGCGCGACCGCUACCCUUUCACCGACGCCGUCUCUCCGACAAGUGCUUCUCCGAUCUCGGCGACGAUUCAAGUUCGGCAUCGACAACCGCGCCGAGUUCGCCGACGUCUCACCGCCCAGGUCUACUUCCCGGCGUCCGACGCAUCGACUACUUCCGCUACGACACGGAGACGACGACAUGGACCGAAGACCCCGGCUUCGGCUACUUCCUCGACGUCGGCGACUUCCGCCACUUCCACUCCGCACCGGCGACCACUUUUGUUCCGCAUUUGCUUCUUCCCGGAUAGGAUCGCGAAGUGGUGUUGUGAGAUACGACAAGUCCCCCGGAUGUUCCUCGGCAACCUUUAACAGGCAAGCAUUUCCCCUAUACUUCUGCCUCUGCAGAAGUCGCUCACCUAUUUUAUUUUGCCUUCUCCCUCAUGCUAUCCUUAAGUUGCGUUCUUGUCACGUGUCCCUUCCACUUGUUACCUCAAGCAGCCUAUAUUGACUCCACCAACCACCUACAGCUAUCGUUUGGUUAUCGGGUCUGCCUUGCGAGUCGUAGUGCAUGCUAGUGCUGUUUUAUCUUGUUACCGUUGUUGUUAUCUUAUCGGGAUAUGUUGGGUUGUUGGAAGGUUAUCACAUGCUGUAUCAGUUGUUGGAGAUACACAUGUUUUACUUAAAUGUUAACAACUAAAAUUGUAAGCAGAGGCAUCUGUGAGCCCCUUUGCGAAAGCAUCGGAACUUUGACUCGCUAAUGUCCCCUAGGACCCGAGUUCUUGUUAUCUGUUCCGAGAUUGAGCGCUCUACCCAUGCGUGGGGAUUCACUGGAUCCCCCUCACCCAUUACCUUUUCUCGAGUUAGGUGAAAAGGGGGCCACAAACUUGGUUUUAUUUGGCGCAUACAUGUUUAUAUACUGUUGCCUUCGGGUGUUUACUUCCUGUUGCCUUCGGGUGGUUUAUUUCUGUACUGCACUGCAUAAUUGCUAGACGACUUAUCUAGUGCUUGGUCGUUAGUGCCCGCCUAGAUGCCUACGCAACCUCUGGGUCCGUCUCGGAGUACGGCCGAACUUCGUCACGGGUAGCUUAGUUGGGUGGCCCCCCUAGACUUUCUUGUUGAACUGGGAACGGUCUUGUUGUGAGACAUCGCCUGUAAGAAGCGGGUCGAGCAUGCGUAUGGUUACAUUUGGGCAACCCCUGCAGGGUGUACAUCUUAUCGAUAAGCCGUGUCCGCGGUUAUGGACGACUUGGAAUUGUAUAGCUUGAUCAUAGAACAACUUACACCGUUAUCUUGUUGCUAAUAAUCUGAUAAUAACUUGCGUAGUAAUAUAGCCUUACUACAACCGUUACCCAAUAAAAUCUGUCCACCGUUGAGUGCCUUUUACAUUGCCUCUUCGCAAUUGUUGGAGGGGAUAUGUGUAAUCGGCUGGGUUAUGUUUGUGUAGUAUUUUAUCUGUUACCUUAUGCGCUCUCUCACCUUCUCUGAUUAGACGGAUGUUGUAGAGUGUCUCUAUAGGUUUUUAGUGCUUGCGCUGCCGCUUAACUCCACCAUAUUGCCUAUGAUGUUCCUCUUGCGUCCUCUAAGUCCCCUGCGUGCCUCAAGUACAAAGGACGACUGGUUGACGAAUGCUUAUACGUCUUGAAGUCUUGUUAAGUACGAAUCCGUACUUAUUGCUGCUUCUACGGGAUAUAACCGGGCAGGUAUGAAGAUAUGUUCGUUGAAGACGACGUUAGCAAGGUUACCCUUCCGGCUUGGCCUGGGCAGGGUUAUGGACGCCACUAGUUAUCUUCAGGACUCUUAGUCCAAUUUGUAUCUUGUCCGUACUCGGACGUAUUCGAUCUUAUGUAUGAUUUGGAUCUUUGUAUUGUAUAUUUGUAUCUUGACUCGUUGGAGUCGUUGUUGUAAUAUAUGUAUCUUGUGGGCUCUAUUGUAAUCCUGUUGUAAUGUUACCGCUCGUGUUAAUUCCUCUGGCA